Molecule: messenger RNA, 826 nt
Organism: Ipomoea triloba (trilobed morning glory)
Lineage: Eukaryota; Viridiplantae; Streptophyta; Magnoliopsida; Solanales; Convolvulaceae
Exons: 5
Coding region: 106-576 (156 amino acids)
Source: RefSeq, a predicted model, not a curated record
CUUCCUCCCUCCUCCCUCCUCCCUCCCGUCUUAAAUCUCUGUCUCCGUUUACCUAGAGAGAGAAAAUCUUAGAGAGAGAGAGAGAUUUGAGACUUCCGCACUGCAAUGGCGUUCCUGUCCUUCCUCGGGAGACUCCUCUUCGUCUCGGUCUUCAUUCUCUCUGCGUACCAAGAGUUUAACGAAUUUGGUGUUGAUGGUGGGGCAGCAGCCAAUGCAUUGGGACCCAAGUUCAAUGUUUUCUCAAAGCAUGUUACAACACACACUGGCCUUCAAGUUCCUCAUAUUGAGAUGAAGCAUCUAGUUCUGGGUACUAUCAUUAUGAGAGGGCUUGGAAGCUUUCUAUUUGUCUUUGGCAGCUCUCUUGGUGCUUAUAUACUGCUUUUGCAUCAGGCGAUUGUUACCCCAAUCCUGUAUGAUUUCUACAACUAUGAUGCUGAUAAGAUGGAAUUUGUUCAACUUUUUGUUAAAUUUACACAGGGUCUGCAACUAAUUGGAGCAUUGCUCUUUUUCGUUGGCAUGAAGAAUUCAAUGCCGAGGAGACCAACAAAGAAGGCUGCCAAAACAAAAACCAAUUGAGAAGGGGUGACAUGGUUUCAGUUUUGAUGCACAUCGUUUACAAACUCGAUUGUUGUUAGUUUUCCGGUGGCCUGGUGUGGCCUUACAACAUCCUGUUCUUUUGAUUUAAUCUCUGUUCUAGUUGAACUUUUAACCUUAUUUUGAUGGAACCCUAAAUUUUGAAAGUUACUUGUAGUAAUUUAUACUUGGAACAGCAAUGUUGAAUUGACGCACUUGUGCGAAUUAAUUAACCUUUAGACUUUAGAGGUAA